AUGUCAUCAUUAUUUCCAAAUAAUAUUUGUGAUAAUUAUAUAAAUACUAUCGAAAAUAGUAACAAUAACAAUAGUGAUAGUAUUAAAGAUACAUCAAAUAUUAACUCAACAUUAGAAAAUAGUACUUCAAAUAAUAAUAAUAAUAAUAAUAAUAAUAAUAAUAAUAAUAAUAAUAAUAAUAAUAAUAAUAAUAAUAAUAAUAAUAAUAAUAAUAAUAAUAAUAAUAAUAAUAAUAAUAAUAAUAAUAAUAAUAAUAUUCCACCCAGAUAUAAUAAACUUUCAACACCAGAAUUAAAACAACUUUUGAAAAAGAAUGUAAAUCAACAACAAUUAGAUAAAUUAAAUGAUGAAUUGAUAGAGUUAUUUAAAGUUUCAAAAAAGAGAAAAUUCAACAUAUUUAAAGAGAAUGGAAAGGUGAAUCAAUUAAAGUUUGAUAAUGAACAAUUAAAUAAUGAAAGUCAACAACUAGUUCAAAAGAUAGAACAAGAAAAAUCUCAUUGUCAAAACACAAUUAUUCAAUUUAAGAAUAAAGAAGAAGAUUUAAAAAAUCAAUAUCAGCCAUUACAGAUUCAAUCAAAUAAUCAAUCCCAAGAACUGAAACAAGUAAUGGACCAAGUGGCUCGUCAUCUCGAUCAAUGUAGAGCAACAGUUGGUUGUUUAGAAGCUUGUAUUGAUGAAACGAAUAAGAAAUUGGAUCAAGUGGCAAAAGAAAGAGACGAAGUAAUUAAAAUGAUUCAAAUAUUAGAAUGUUGUACCAAUAAAGAUAUAAAAAAAUAA
Molecule: messenger RNA, 777 nt
Organism: Dictyostelium purpureum
Lineage: Eukaryota; Evosea; Eumycetozoa; Dictyosteliales; Dictyosteliaceae
Exons: 3
Coding region: 1-777 (258 amino acids)
Source: RefSeq, a predicted model, not a curated record